Molecule: messenger RNA, 4169 nt
Organism: Phascolarctos cinereus (koala)
Lineage: Eukaryota; Metazoa; Chordata; Mammalia; Diprotodontia; Phascolarctidae
Source: RefSeq, a predicted model, not a curated record
GUCCAUGAGGGUCCUGCUCGCCUCUCUUCGCCUCCGGGCAUUCUGGAGCUCCACUCCAGUUCUCAUUCAGGAGUUGGGCGCCCUCUCUCCCACACCACUCCCAACCCUCAACCACGGCGCGUGCGCACACUCUGCUGCCCGUAGUGGGGCGACUGUCUCAGCUCUAGGCGUUUGAUAGGACCUUUGCUGCCGCUCCUGGCAGAUCUACCUUCCUUUUAGGUUUCAGCCUAAUCCUGGGAGAGCAAGGGAUGGCCACCAAGCUCUUGACAACUGGGCCUCAGGCAUCGGUGACUUUUGAGGAUGUGGCUGUGUACCUCACCCAAGAGGAGUGGGGCCAUCUGGAGCCUGCACAAAGGGGCCUCUACAGGGAUGUGAUGCUGGAGAAUUAUGGCAAUGUGGUCUCCCUGGGAUUUCCAGUCUCCAAACCUGAUGUGAUCUUACAGCUAGAACUAAGAGGAGAACCAUGGUUCCUGGACAUGCAGGGAACUGAAGGUAGAGAGAUCUUAAGAGAUUGUGAGACUAAGACUAAGAUCAAGAAGUUCUCACCGGAACAGGAAAUUCCAGAAGGAAUGGAAUUCCAGCAUAUGAUAUUGAAAAGACUCACAAGGAAUAGUCUCCAGAAAGCUAAGCUGAGAAAACCUUGGGAAUCUGAGGGAAAACUAAAGAUACAUUGGGGAAGACAUUCAGAGGGGAAAUUGAAGAAACAUCUUUACCAUGAAAGAGAUUUUAACCCGGUGAAAAUGAUACACAAGAAAAGCCUCACAGGGCAGAGUAGCAAGGAAUGUAAUAAACUUGGGAGAAGUUUCAGCCUGAACUCACAUCCUGUCACACAUCAGAGAAUUCACAUUGGAGAGAAGCCCUAUGAGUGCAAUGAAUGUGGGAAAAGCUUCAGUGCACAUUCAUCUUUUAAUCAACAUUAUAAAAUCCAUACUGGGGAGAAACCCUAUGAAUGUAACGAAUGUGGGAAAAGUUUUAGUCAGAGCUCCCACAUUAUUGAUCAUCAGAGAAUUCACACUGGAGAGAAACCCUAUGAAUGUAAUGAAUGUGGGAAAACCUUCAGUCAGAGCUCUAACCUUAUUCAUCAUCAAAUAAUUCACACUGGAGAAAAACCUUAUACUUGUAAUGAAUGUGGGAAAGCUUUCAGUUACCACUCAGUGCUUAUUCAACAUCAUAAAAUUCAUACUGGAGAAAAACCAUAUGUAUGUAAUGACUGUGGAAAAGCUUUUAUCCAGCGCUCUAAUCUGAUUCAACAUCAGAGAAGUCAUACUGGAGAGAGACCUUUUGAAUGUAAUCAAUGUGGGAAAGCCUUCAGUGUGCGCUCAUCUUUUAUUCAACAUUGCAAAAUUCACACCGGAGAAAAACCCUAUGAGUGUAAUGAAUGUGGGAAAGCCUUCAGUGCACGCUCAUCUUUUAUUCAACAUAGAAAAAUUCACACUGGAGAAAAACCCUAUGAAUGUAAUGAAUGUGGGAAAGCCUUCAGUGCACGCUCAUCUUUUAUUCAACAUAGAAAAAUUCACACUGGAGAAAAACCCUAUGAAUGUAAUGAAUGUGGGAAAGCCUUUGGUGCCCGUUCAUCCUUUAUUCAACAUUGUAAAACUCACACUGGUGAGAAACCCUAUGAGUGUAGCGAAUGUGGGAAAACCUUUAGUUCACGAUCAUCUUUUAUUCAGCAUUGUAAAAUCCAUACUGGAGAGAAACCCUUUGAGUGCAAUGAAUGUGGGAAAACUUUCAGUCAGAGUUCUAACCUUAUUGAUCAUCAGAGAAUUCACACUGGAGAGAAGCCCUAUGAAUGUAAUGAAUGUGGCAAAGCCUUCAGUCAGCGAUCUAGCCUUAUUCGACAUCAUAAAAUACACACUGGAGAGAAACAUUAUAAGUGCAGUGAAUGUGGAAAAGCCUUCAUUCAGAGCUCCAAUCUUAUUAAACACCAGAGAAUUCAUACUGGAGAGAAACCCUAUGAGUGUAAUGACUGUGGCAAAGCUUUUAGUGACCGUUCAUCUUUUAUUCAGCACCGAAAAAUUCAUACGGGAGAAAAACCUUUUGAAUGUAAUGUAUGUAGUAAGUCAUUUAUCCUGAGCUCUAAUCUUAUUAAACAUCAGAGAAUUCACACAGGAGAGAAACCUUAUGAAUGUAAUGAAUGUGGGAAAACCUUCCGUGCACGCUCAACUCUUAUUCAACAUCAGAGAAUUCACACUGGAGAGAAACCCUAUGGUUGUAAUGACUGUGGGAAAGCCUUCAGUCAACACUCUAACCUUAUUCAGCAUCAGCGAAGUCAUACUGGAGAUAAGCCAUACAAUUGCUCAGAAUGUGGAAAAGCCUUCAGGCAGAGCUCUAAUCUCAUUAAACACCAGAGAAUUCACACAGGAGAAAAACCCUAUAAAUGUAAUGAAUGUGGGAAAGCCUUUAAUCAAAGCUCUAAUCUCAUUAAACACCAGAGGAUUCACACAGUAGAAAAACCAUAUGAAUGUAAUGAGUGUGGGAAAACCUUCAGCCAGAGCUCACAUCUAAUUAGCCAUCAGAGAAUUCAUACUGGAGAAAAACCAUAUGAAUGUAGUGAAUGUGUUAGAGCCUUUAGUACCCGAUCGUCUUUUAUACAACAUUGUACAAUUCAUACUGGAGAGAAACCGUAUAAAUGUAAUGAAUGUGGAAAAACAUUCAACCAGAACUCUAACCUUACGAAGCACCAGAGAAUUCAUACUGGAGAGAAACCUUACGAAUGUAAUAAAUGUGGAAAAACCUUUAACCAGAACUCUAACCUUACUAAACAUCAAAGAAUUCAUACUGGGGAGAAACCGUAUAAAUGUGACAAAUGUGGGAAGGCUUUCAGUGCUCGUUCAUCUUUUAUGCAGCAUCAUAAAAUUCACAUUGGUGAGAAAUCCUACAAUGAAUGUUGAAAAACCUUUAGCCAGCACUUUUUAACCUUAAUAAACAUGAAGUAAUCCAUAAUGGAAAGAAACCUUACAAUGUGAUGAAUGUGAGAAAACCUCCAGGAAAGCCUCAUUCUUUAUUCCACAGUUUAGAAAGCAUAGUGAAAAAAAUGCUCAAUGAAAGUAACAAAUGAGAAGGCCUUUAAAUGUAAUGAUUGUGGGAAAGCUUUUAGCCAGAAUGCAGACUUAUUUGGCAUCCAAGAUGUUAUACUGGUGACAAACCCUGUGUAUGUGAUGAUUUUUUUAAAACACUCAGAACUCACAAUUCACAAUGAACACAAAUCAUAAUGGAAAGAAAACCUAUCACUGUAACAAAAAGUGCAAGAGACAUCAGGAAGAGCUCUGAUCUUAGUAAAUUUCUGAAAGUUUACACUGGAGCAAAACAGACUCUGGGAGAAACCAUUAGUAACUCCUUGGGCUUCAUUUAAAAUCAUAAAAGUCAUGGUGGAGAAAAAAGCAAGUUCUUUCAAUGUAGGAAAAUCUUCAGUAAGAGUUCUAGAGGAUUCAUUUGAGAGAAAUCUGAUAAUGAAGACAUUUGGAUACAUAAGAAGGACCUGUGAUUUCAUUAGAGGGAAAUCUGUCAUCUGUAUAUGAUUUAAUAGAUAAUUUCUAUGAGGCAGUAUUUGAACUUAGGUUGUCCUAACUCCAAGCCUGGUACUUCAUCUACUAUACCACAUGGCCUCUAACUUGAAAUGAAAAUAAUAAUUUGUUGAUAUAGCACUUAAAGUUUGUAAAGUGCUUUAUAAAUAUCUUGUUUGAGCCUCACAAUAACCUUGUGAUGUACUACAAAUAUUCCUGUUCUCAUUUGACAAAUGAGGAAGUAAGCUCAGAGAAAUAAACAGCUUGCCUGUGGUAACAUAGCUAUAAGAGAUAGGAUUUGAACCAAUGUCUACUUGACAUCAAGUCCAGCACUUUAUCCACUGUACUACAUUGCCUUUCCUAAUAAACAUGAACUAUACAUGCACCAUAUGGCAUAGCAUCUAAAUAGGCUUUAAAGGAAAAACUUACUCAAAAGCCAGAACACCUCAAUAGUAAGAAAGUAAUUACAAGUCCCUGACAUUCCUCUUUUAGAAUUUUAGAGAAAAAGAAGAACAUUAUAGAUCUAACAAUGCUGACAAAACUAGAUUUGAUAAAUCUAUACUGAUUAUAGAAUAGGAGUACUAUAGGAUAUACUUAUUUAAAAAAUUUUUUCCAGUUACAUGUAAAAACAUUUUUUUUGGGUUCUAAAUUUUCUCCCUCCUUCCC